This is a messenger RNA of Botrytis sinoallii, 591 nucleotides long. RefSeq lists its product as uncharacterized. Bases 1 to 591 code for a protein of 196 amino acids. Gene Ontology annotation, biological process: tRNA processing. The record is from RefSeq and is a predicted model, not a curated record. NCBI's taxonomy places the organism in Eukaryota, Fungi, Ascomycota, Leotiomycetes, Helotiales, Sclerotiniaceae. Gene Ontology annotation, cellular component: nucleolar ribonuclease P complex. The transcript has a single exon.
AUGGCAGAUUUAGAAUUAGCGGCGCGUCUACGAUAUUUGAACGAGUCGGCACAUUUCCUGGCAAAAUCGGCACCUACGACAUCAAAAUAUCUAGUGUCGCAAUGCAAUUCUCUUAUGUUUGAUCACGAAAUUGAACAACCGGAUUUGUCAAAACGAGGAUCAUGCAGUGCUUGCGGGACUAUUAUGAUAUUGGGAUCCGAAGGCAAAUUGGAAGUCAAGUCGCAAAGUUUUAAAAAGAAGCCGAUUCGAAAAAGAGCAAAAGGAGCCUCUCGUGUGGAAAAGGCGAUGAUAUAUACAUGUGGUUCUUGCACCAAGGUGACCAGACAUCGCUUGGAUCCAGCUCCUGUGGCAUCUAGGUCUAAGAACGGUGCAGUUCAGCAUGGAGCUGUCUCUAAACCCAACCACUUACCAGCGCAGAACUUGACAACUGCAAACACCAUGGGUACACCUUCUACGAAUGCAAGUAGCAAGAAAAGGGCCAAGAAUCGCAAGCUCGGUGGUCUUGGAGCAUUGCUAGCAAAGCAAAAAGCAUCACAGACAAGCUCAUCUGGGUUUGGUCUUGAUUUGAUGGACUUGAUGAAGAAAAGUUGA